This is a messenger RNA of Wasmannia auropunctata (little fire ant), 3052 nucleotides long. It is a transcript of the gene Sting, whose product is annotated as stimulator of interferon genes protein. Gene Ontology annotation, biological process: activation of innate immune response; positive regulation of type I interferon production; positive regulation of macroautophagy. The coding region runs from base 631 to 2010 and encodes 459 amino acids. NCBI's taxonomy places the organism in Eukaryota, Metazoa, Arthropoda, Insecta, Hymenoptera, Formicidae. Gene Ontology annotation, cellular component: autophagosome; endoplasmic reticulum membrane. Gene Ontology annotation, molecular function: cyclic-di-GMP binding; 2',3'-cyclic GMP-AMP binding. The transcript has a single exon. The record is from RefSeq and is a predicted model, not a curated record.
UAAUUCAUAUAACUUGUCGAGUUAUUUCAUUUCUAAUUUGUAUAUUCAAUUAACUUGUAAAUCGGCGUUCGCGAAAUAUUUAUACAUAUAUUGAUCACGAACGCACGCCGAGACGGGGGAGAAGGUGAUAAUAAUAUAGCUCGUAAACAAAUAAAUAUCCAGGAAAAAUAAAGGUAGUAAAACGUAAUAUGCAUAUAUAAAUACAUCGAUCAUGUGUAACGUAUAGCAAAUAUUGUUUUCUAUAAAAGAGAAUGUGCCGUUUUAUUAUCCGAGCCGCGAAUUAUGAAUAUUUACAUUAACAUGCGAUAUCGCUAAUUAUUCAUUCGUCGAUUAUGCGAGCGAGAUAAAAAAAAAAGCCGCACGCCUCGGUUGGCCGAGGGAGCGAGAGAUCGUUAAGCUGCGCACAUGCAUGCAUAUACAAACAGCGAGGAACGAGUCCGACCAAUUACGCGUCACCGCGCGUGAAGUGCGCGGCAAUGUGACAUGUGACGUUGGAGGCGCGAUUGGUCGGUCUUAUUCGCGGCACAUUAUACACGCACGAUUAUGCAAGUCCAACUGGAUAAGGCUUUAUAAACGCUCUAUUUCGACAUACGGAAUUCCCGGAAGAAAGACACGGGCGUGUCAUACUUGAUGCCGCUCGACGUCGACGUGGCGGCGGCGGCGGCGGCCGGCGAUUCUGCGAAGUUUAUCGACUCUGCGCGUCAAGUGGACAUUUCCCACACCGGAUCGAGGGACUCGAGGGGAAUCGAGCGGCUCGGCGUACGUUCGAACGACUCGGGUGUUUUCCAGAGCCGAUUCGACUCUCGCAUGAGGGUAGGAGAAGAUAUCCAGCCAAGAGAGGAAGAAGCAGCGAGGAGAGCUCGGUGUUCCGUCAGUUCGGCGAGGAUGGAGAACGAGAAGUACUCGUCGGCCAAUCGUAAGCUCAAGACUUACCUGUCGUACGGCGUCGUCCUCCUCGUCGUGUUCGCCUUCGCCGCGUACAAGGCGACGAAGGACAGGGCGACGGCGUCGGUGAUCGCGACCACCCUCGUCGCGUCCGUCUUCCUCAUCGUCUUCCUGAUCUGCGACGUGACGCUGCGCCUGUGCCAGACGCUGGUCUCGUUCACCACGGACGUGGAUCAGCAGUCCGGGGAGAGCUACUGGUCGGUGGCGAGGUACCACUUCGCCCUCAACACCCCGUCGGCGACCAUCGUCGUCAUCGGCGCGCUCCUCGUCCUCUGCCUGAGCAUCACCAUCCGCAGGUGUCCGGUGAGCUACGCCUGGGACUUCGGGCCGUACGUGUGCGUGCCGCUCAUGAUAUUCUCCGUCUGCCUGUUCAGGAUGAGCAACCUGGCCGAGUGGGAGACGGGAUCGCUGUCCGAUCUCAGCCAUAUGAAGGGUCUGGAUUACGGCACCGGUAUGGCGUACAACUUUUACUACGGCUACCUGCGACUCGUCCUACCGUCCAGCGAAACCGUCAAAAAGGGCAUAAUCGAGAAGAUCGAGAACUUCGAGGACAAUCACAACGUGACGUUUCCGGUGCACAAGCUGUUUGUCCUGAUACCGUCGUCCGGGUACAUCCCGCCGGACCUGAAGGAAGCGUCCGACCAGUGGAUGGAGAGCGCGCACGAGCUGGAGGAGGAUAAGCGCAACCGGGCCGGCAACAUAGGCAGGACUUACCGCAACAACGUCUACAAGAUAUAUCCCGAUGGUAGAAAUUCGGGCAGGGAUCCGGUGUACGCGGUGGUGGAAGGCGCGACACCUCUGCUGACGUUUUACGAGGUGCAGAAGCACGAUCAUCCCGAAUCUGCCGUGUACAAGCGAAACAAACGUAAGAUUAUCGAGAUAUUUUAUACAAAACUGCACGAGAUUUUGCAGAGCAACCCGCAAACCAGAGAUUUAUGUGAAUUAAUUUAUUACAAUGAUAACGACGCGAAUGGCGACAGAGUUAACGUUGCGACGAUAAUCUUGGAAAGGAUAUUUGAAUUAGGUCGCUCUGCAAAUAGAUUAGGCGGCACACGUAUGUCCUAAAUGUGUGACAAGUUUCGUAAACUUAUACCUGAUAACUACUGCUAUAAGUUUUAUAAACAUAUACCUGAUAGCGCUACUUCCAUAUGAUUGUACUAUUCUACAUUUAUGUAUAUUUCAACGACUGUUAUACAUAAAUUUAUCUAAUAUUUCUCUGUAGUGCAAAAGAAACGUAAGCGUUUGCACUGCAUUUGACGAAAUAUCCUAUGUCUAUCUCGCCAAAGAAUCUUAGUAUCUGUAGAACCAGUUUUAUGCAUAACAGUCUUCAGCACUGAAUGAAUUUGCUAUGAGAAUAUACAUGACGCACAACAGUGUUUAAAAAUUAUGUUCGAUUAUGUUAUUUUACUCGCAAGUAACGUAUCUUUGUUUUCAUAUUUUAACUUUGUCUCAAUGGAUUUCGGACCAGUGAAACGUAUUGCGACUACGUUAUCUUUUUAGUCUACUUAUUAAUUUUCUCCAUACUUGUAAAAAUGUGACAGAGAUUGAAAUUGUGAUUAAUGCAUGAGCGUAAAAUUUUAUAUAAUUUUAUAAUUCCUUAAAUUCCUUUGCAUGAUUUUAAAACAGGAGCUAUGUAUAUAUGGAAUGUCGUUUUAUUACAUAAAAGUCAUAAAACUUUUUAUUAUGCAAUAUCUGUAUAUACGACUUGAUUGGCCUCGAACUGUCAGGUUUUUAUAAAAAUAUACAGUAAAUACGACAACAGCGAUUUACGAUACGUUUCAAUGCUCAAUAUAAUCUUUUAUACCUCAUAUAGUACUUAAACAUUUUUGUACGAUGUACGAAAUAAAAACACAGUAAAAUUUAUAUAUGUAUAAAACAUGUAUAUGUAUCAUUUAUUCACAGAUACAAGUUCCUUACGAAACACACGUUACAAUCGUCGCAUUGGCCAUUUAUAAAAGGAAGACAUAUGUAAACAGAUCGCUAAUGUCGCGCGGACAUUAAGCACCUUCACAUCCACGGCCGUUCUUUAUAUGCAAAUAUACGUAUUAACAUCGGUCAAGAACUAGCGUCUUGAGAAUUAAAUGAUUUGUAUACAAUACAUAUGAAA